Molecule: messenger RNA, 5261 nt
Organism: Lynx canadensis (Canada lynx)
Lineage: Eukaryota; Metazoa; Chordata; Mammalia; Carnivora; Felidae
Gene: ZCCHC14
Product: zinc finger CCHC-type containing 14
Molecular function (GO): zinc ion binding; phosphatidylinositol binding; nucleic acid binding
Source: RefSeq, a predicted model, not a curated record
AUGGUGGAGAAGCGUUGCCCGCUGCAGAGGGACGGCGUGUACCGCUGGUUCUCGGAGCUGCCGUCGCCGCAGCGCGUGGAGUUCCUGUGCGGCCUGCUGGACCUGUGCAUCCCGCUCGAGCUGCGCUUCCUCGGCUCGUGCCUCGAGGACCUGGCCCGCAAGGACUACCACUCGCUGCGCGACUCGGAGAUCAAGGCCAACAACCCGGCCGACCUGGGCAGCCUCACCAACCUGACGGACGAGGUGGUGCGCAGCAAGCUCCUGGUGUCGCUGGCGCUGCUGGGCUCGGAGCAGCGCGAGGCGGCGGGCGUGCUGUACCGCACGCUCACGCAUAUCGACUCCAUCAUCCACAACUACGGGCUGCAGCUCAACGAGGGCCGCACGGGCGAUGAGUUCCUGCUGCUCUUCACCAUGGCCUCCAACCACCCGGCCUUCAGCUUCCACCAGAAGCAGGUGCUGCGCCAGGAGCUCACGCAGAUCCAGAGCAGCCUGAGCGGCGGCGGUGGCGGCGGCGGCGGCGGCGGCGGGGGCCACGGCGGCAAGAGCGCGCUGCCCACCUGCCCGGCCUGCCACAAGGUAACUCCAAGAACCGAGGCUCCCGUCAGCAGCGUGAGUAAUAGUUUGGAGAAUGCACUACACACAUCAGCACAUUCCACGGAGGAGUCGCUGCCCAAGAGGACUGUGGGGAAACACUCCAAAGUGAGUGUUGAAAAGAUAGACCUGAAGGGAUUGUCACACACAAAAAAUGAAAGAAAUGUUGAAUGUUCCUUUGAGGUCUUGUGGUCUGAUUCUUCAGUAACAUCAGUAACCAAAUCUUCCUCUGAAGUGACUGAAUUUAUGUCAAAGUUACCUCAGCUGUACCCUGAAGAAAAUCUGGAGAAAUUCAUUCCUUGCUUGGCUGGCCCAGAUUCCUUUUACGUAGAGCGAAGCCACAUGGAUCUGGAAGCGGACCUGAGGUAUUUGACUUCAUUACCUUCUCAUGUAUUGAAAAAUGACCACAUUAAGAAAUUUUUCAGCACUUCAUCUCCCACCCAACAGCUUCAAAGUCCAAGUCCUGGCACCCCUUCCCUUUCAAAUGGCACCGUGAUGGGCGUGUCUGGAAGGCCCGUGUGUGGCGUGGCCGGCAUCCCCUCCUCUCAGAGCGGCGCCCAGCACCACAUGCAGCACUCGGCCAGCGCGGCCGCCUUGCCCCACUGCUCCCACGCGGGGGGUGCCGGCUCAGCCCUGGCCUACCGGGCCCAGAUGGACACGUCGCCCGCCAUCCUGAUGCCCUCCAGUCUGCAGACCCCUCAGACCCAGGAGCAGAAUGGGAUCUUAGACUGGCUUAGGAAACUGCGCUUGCACAAGUAUUACCCCGUCUUCAAACAGCUCACGAUGGAGAAGUUUCUGAGCCUUACUGAGGAAGAUCUAAAUAAAUUUGAAUCCCUCACCAUGGGAGCAAAGAAAAAACUCAAGACUCAGCUAGAGCUGGAGAAGGAGAAGUCAGAGAAACGGUGCCUGAACCCUGCAGCUCCACCCCCGGUCACCGGCAGCGGAGUGGCUCGCGUCCCCCCGACCAGCCACGUGGGUCCCGUGCAGACCGUGCGAGGCGCCCAUUCCGCAGCGCUGCGGGUGGAAGUGGAGCAGCCCCCUCACCAGACGGCCCGGGAAGGCAGCUCCUCCGAGUGCUCCAGCUCCUCGCCCAGCCCGAUGGGGGUGCAGGCCCGGGAAGAGAGCUCGGACAGCGCCGAGGAGAACGACAGACGUAAGGAGAUUCACGUGGAGGGCUCUGACAAGGAGAAGCCCGUCAUGCUCCUGAACCACUUCGCUUCAAGCUCUGCCAGGCCCACGGCCAGGUUCUCCCCGUGCAGAACGAGGCGGCUCCAGUCCAUCGGCCACCACGCCCUGCCCCCCCAGAUGAUGGCUGCGGCCUCCCACCUGGCGCCCAUCCGGAUGCUGAAUUCCGCGCACAAGUCGGAGAGGGGGGGCGCGGACAUGAAGCUCCUCCCGCCUUCCGUGCACUCGCUGCUGUCUCUCGAAGAACGGAGUAAGCUCUCGGGACCGAGAGGCGGCAUCAAAGUGGAGAACUUCGGCCACGCUGUGAUCGACGCGGCCCCCACGCCCGGCCCCCAGCAGCCCCUGCAGGUCCUCUCCGCGCUUGCCGAGAGCAGCGCCGUGUCACCCACCGUCUCCUUUGGUCGCGCCAAAGUCGUGCACACGUCCGCGCUGGACAGAGUCCUGAAGCCGGCCCCGCAGCCCCCGGGCGGGGAGACCAGCACCGCUGCUGCGGGCACGUCCAGCACCGUCUUCCACGUGGCUCGGCCCCCCAUCAAACUCCUGGUGUCUUCAUCCGUCCCCGCGGAUUCUGCCAUUUCCGGCAAACUCCCUGUUCUAUACGUGCAAAUAAGCGUGCCCCCUGCAAUAAUAAACCCCCGGACUGCCCUGUACACCGCCAACACCAAAGCUGCCUUCUCUGCGAUGAGCAGUGUGCCCGUGGGGCCCCUGCAGGGCUUCUGUGCGAACAGCAACACUGCCUCCUCCAGCAGCCACCCCUCCACGUCCUUCGCCAGCAUGGCCACCGUGCCCAGCUGCCCGUCCCCCAGCUCCAGCCCCGCGCUCUCCUCGGCCCCCGAAAGCAGUUUCUACAGCGGCGGCGGCGGCUCCGGCUCCCCCGGGAACAUUCCCGCCUCCGCCCAGAACCACCACCACCACCACCACCAUCAGCAGCAGUCGGCGCCCCAGCAGCCCGCGCCCGCGCCGCCCCCGGGCUGCGUCGUGUGCACGUCGUGCGGGUGCAGCGGCAGCUGUGGCUCCAGCGGCCUGACCGUCAGCUACGCCAACUACUUCCAGCACCCGUUCUCGGGGCCGUCCGUCUUCCCCUUCCCCUUCCUGCCCUUCAGCCCCGUGUGCGGCAGUGGCUACGUGGGCGCCCAGCAGUACGGCGGCGGCGCCUUCCCCGUGGUGCACUCGCCCUAUGGCGGCGGCGUGCCCCCCGAGCCCGUGCUGGGUGGCCAGUCGGCCUUCGCCGUGCCGCCCGUGCAGAGCUUCAUGGCGGGCGCGGCGGGCGUGUACCAGGCGCCGGGGCUGGUGGGCGGCGGCGGCGGCGGCGGCCCGGGCCAUAAGAAGAGUGGCAACUUGUCGUGUUACAACUGCGGGGCCACGGGGCACCGCGCUCAGGACUGCAAGCAGCCGUCCAUGGACUUCAAUCGGCAAGGUAAAGGCGGGUACUUUAGGUUGAAAUAUGCCCCUCCAGCAGAAAGUCUGGACUCCACAGACUGAUAUUUUCCUCUGGCAACAGAACACUAUUAAGCCAUGGAGACAUAAGGAAUUAAAUACAAGACCGAGAAGUCUAGUUGCUGUUGAGCUUAAUAUUUUUAAUCCAAAGGUGCUUUACUUUACUAGACUGGAUAGAAAACCUAGUGUAGGAGUGCAUCAAACUCAGUUUUAUUGCCAAAAUCCUAGAUUGGAGCUUGACGUCAGGACUCGCCUGGUCGGCGCCUCCACCGUGGUCGCGAUGCAGAGACCUCCGUCUCCCGAGGAGCAUCGCCAUCCUCGGUCCUUCCAGGCUCACAUGUAAUUCCAGGGCAGCUACGCAAGAUCGGACUCGAGUACUGAGGGUUGGAGUUCCCUGCGUGGCGUUCCACCAGUCGGACUCUGGUCACCCCUGGGUGAGGGAAAAUGUCGCCUCUGUUUUGUUCUGUUUUUGUUUGUUCUGUUCCUUGAGUGGUUAGACACUAAUCUCUCUGGGCUUUUAGGAUUGCACUACAGAAGAAUGUAAACUGAUGCCAGUCUCUGCGGUUUUGGGAGAACAGACUCCCUGAGACCAGUCAGUGCAAGACACUCGGAGAAUCUGCGUUUAAGGAGUUGGCACCAGCAGGCCGCGUGACUUGGUACACGACAAAGAUGUCAGCGUCUCUCCAUUCCCUCCUUAAAACACUUGCAGCAGUUUCCAGGUUUUUCUUUUCCUUUUUUUUUUUUCUCUGCGAAUACAUUUAAACUACAUUAUUAAAUAGAAAUAGUUACUCGCAACAACUUAAUAUCUUAAGGGUCCAAGUCCCAGAGAAUCCCUAGUUGUCAGAGCUUUGAGAAUCCUUCCUCCCCAGCCCGUCAGUAGCGUGGAGUCUGGUCGUCUCCACCGCGACGGAGCUCUCGCAGGGACAUGGUAACCGCCCGGGCCUUCGUGGGCUGGCUCCGAGGGACGCUACGACACCCUUAGCAAAGUUGGCAAGUUCUUUUUAUGUCACACGGAUCUCCCAGGCCCCCAAGGCUGACUGCUAAACGGAUUCACACUGGAGACAGACAUUUCAACAAUGAUACAGUCCUGUAACUUAGGAGCAAAAGAUUCGAAACGUUCUCCUGUCCACUUCUUUUGUAUUAGGCUGUGUAUUAAUGGUUAGUUCCGUGAGAAGUUACCUGGAAAACUACAAUAAAGUGGUAAGACUCUGAAAGAGGCCGCACCAACAGGACAGAGCCACAGAUCUGCACAAGUGUGGUUUUAUUCCAACGUGGGAAAAGAAAUCCCACACAGCUCUCGUGUCACCCCCAUUGCAAUGAAAGUUGCUUGGUCUGAAAUGUAGGGACUUAAAUCUUCAAAGCUAAAGGGAGUUUUCUGCUCAAAUAACAAUAGUACUUUAAACACUAAAGCCUUCCAUAUUAAAAAUACUGAUUGGUUAGGCCUUGCCCAGGGAUUUUGCAGUGGAGUAUGUAUUAAAAAAAAAAAAAAAUCAUAAUACUCAGACCGUUCUUAAAAUGGGACAUCAGCCUCAUGCCGAAUUGGUGUAAAUCAAAAGAAUACCCUAGAAUUUGAGGCACUGUGAUGUGAGGCUUCAAAUUUUUAUGAUCCGUUUCCUGGCUGCAGAGAAACUAAAGCAGAGUUGUUACAUUUUUAAUGAAAGGCUUUUAGUAGUUUUUUAGCGUUUAUUUUAGUAGAGUUUCAUUUCUAUGCAAUGCAGAAUGGACAGACCUCUGUACGCGUCUCUCUUCCCAGUGCACAGUAUUACAUACGGUUUUGAAGCAAUGGUGAUGCUUACGGCAACUUUUUUGGGGGAAUGUGACAUUGAUCUCUUAAUUGUAAACACUACAAAAUGUCAAAUAACGAGAACUGACACAACUUUGCCUUAAAGAGUACGAGCCUGGAACUUGUCAUAUGAUGUUAGAGGAAGACUUGGGAGUGUCCACUGAUGUUUACGAUUUUAAUAUUUCUGAAGGCCGUUAUGGUGGCCUGGACAUGUGCUGAAAGCCAAACUUUUUAAAUUUUUUGGUUUUUUAAAAAAAAAAAAAAA